Messenger RNA from Guillardia theta CCMP2712, 840 nucleotides. RefSeq lists its product as hypothetical. The record is from RefSeq and is a predicted model, not a curated record. The annotation marks the transcript as partial. The transcript has a single exon. Lineage: Eukaryota; Cryptophyceae; Pyrenomonadales; Geminigeraceae.
AUGGGCUCAGAGGAAGAUGAGAGAGGGCGAGAGGGAGGAAGGGCAGACGAUAGACAAGGAGAGGAGACGAAAAGAGAGACAAAAGGAAAAAAGGGAGUGUGUGAGCACGGGAGAAGCCGAUCACAAUGCAAAGAAUGUGGGGGGGGCAGCAUAUGCGAGCACGGGAGAAGGCGAUCAGGAUGCAAGGAAUGCGGGGGAGGCAGCAUAUGCGAGCACGGGAGAAGACGAUCACGUUGCAAGGCAUGCGGGGGAAGCAGCAUAUGCGAGCACGGGAGAAGACGAUCACAAUGCAAAAAAUGCGGGGGGGGCAGCAUAUGCGAGCACGGGAGAAGGCGAUCACGAUGCAAGGAAUGCGGGGGAGGCAGCAUAUGCGAUCACGGGAGAAGGCGAUCACAAUGCAUGGCAUGCGGGGGAGGCAGCAUAUGCGAGCACGGGAGAAGGCGAUCAGAUUGUAUGGCGUGCGGGGGAGGCAGCAUAUGCGAGCACGGGAGAAGGCGAUCACAAUGCAAGGAAUGCGGGGGAGGCAGCAUAUGCGAGCACGGGCGGCAGCGAUCAGGAUGCAAGGAAUGCAGGCAAGGCAGCAUAUGUGAGCACGGGCGGCAGCGAUCAGGAUGCAUGGCGUGCGGGGGAGGCAGCAUAUGCGAGCACGGGCAGCAGCGAUCAGGAUGCAUGGCGUGUGGGCGGAGCAGCAUAUGCGAGCACGGGAGAAGCCGAUCACAAUGCAAGGCAUGCGGGGGAGGCAGCAUAUGCGAGCACGGGCGGCAGCGAUCACAAUGCAAGGCAUGCGGGGGAGGCAGCAUAUGCGAGCACGGGAGAAUACGAUCAGGAUGCAAGGAAUGU